Messenger RNA from Clonostachys rhizophaga, 201 nucleotides. Lineage: Eukaryota; Fungi; Ascomycota; Sordariomycetes; Hypocreales; Bionectriaceae. The record is from the annotation of a GenBank genome assembly.
AUGAAGGUCGCUUUUGUUGCGCUGGCGAUUAUGGGCCUCUUGGGCACUCCACUGGCAUCGCCGUUGGGCCAGCUGAAAUGCUUAACCAGAGGAAAGGGUUGUUCGUCGAACGAGGAGUGCUGCUCUCAGGAGUGCUCCCCUUCUGGCGCCCUUGGCUUCGAUGAUGGGGGUAAACCAAUCCUCGCCUACUCUUGCGCAUAA